Molecule: messenger RNA, 558 nt
Organism: Phytophthora infestans T30-4
Lineage: Eukaryota; Oomycota; Peronosporomycetes; Peronosporales; Peronosporaceae
Exons: 1
Coding region: 1-558 (185 amino acids)
Molecular function (GO): protein binding
Source: RefSeq, a predicted model, not a curated record
AUGACCUUCGAGAAGAGUCUCAAGCCGUCUCGGACGACGUUGAACUCGAUGCUGGGCGUGUACACGAAUGCGCUGCGUCUUCGCUCGGCCGAAGUCUUCAUGGACGAGACGUUCUCCAAGUUCGAGCUCAAGCCCAACAAGUUCACGUACCGUAGUAUGAUGCAGAUGUACGUGCGCGCGAAGCGGACGACUCAAGCGGAGCAGUUGCUGGAGCGUGUGCGUUCGGAGAUCGAGAGCGGAGAUGUGGAGGCGGACGAGGUGACAUUCGGCUUGCUGGUGGACCAUUACGCCAGGAAACGCUUGCUGCGUCGCGCGCUCACGACUCUGGAAGACGCAGACGCGCUGGGGCUGCAGCUGCAGGAGAAGCAUCUGAAGAAGAUCCGCGCUCUGACGGAGAAGUACGGCGUCUUUACGGAUCUCAUUUCGGAGAACCCGAACGCGGUGCUUCUCGCUAGCUCUCGCUACAAACUCAUGGAGAAGCGGAAGGUGCGUGCCCAAGUGUUGGAGUACAACCGCAAGAUCGGGAAGCGCUUUCUUCUUCCGGAAACCGUCUACUAG